GGGCUCCCCUGCUUGGGUGUGUGCCUCUCUAGGCCAGAAAGGGAGAAGUAGGGCAUGUAGAUAGUAUGGUUUGUGGCCAAAGAGGGACAAUUGAAAAAAAAGGAACAGUUGAGCAAUAAUUGUUACAUCCUGAUAGAGCUAAAGCGGAAGAUUGCAUAGUUUAUGUGAGUUCACGGUAGAAUGAGAGGAGAAAUCGAGGAUUAAAUGCAUUAGAAGCACUGUCAGAGUGCCAGCAUUACACUGCACUUAAGAAAGAGAAAGAGCAAGUAACAGUGAGAGAGUGGCGUCUGAAAACAGCACAGAGGAGAGGCUGCUUCUAGUUUGCUCUAAGCUUGUUACUGAUCUUACUUGAAGGCUUCCUGUGUCAGCAACAUGGGAAAAUCAGCCUCAAAGCAGUUUGCUGAGGAGGUGCUGCGGUGCCACAACGACUACAGGAUGAAGCACCAGGCUCCACCACUAAAGUUGAGCAGCAAGUUGAGCAAAGAGGCUGCCCGUUAUGCUGAAAGUCUGGCCAGCACACGGAUCCUAAAACACAGUGUGGAGUCCAGUAGAGGGAGCUGUGGCGAAAACCUGGCUUGGGCCUCGUAUGACCAGACAGGUAAGGAUGUGGCAGACCGCUGGUAUGAUGAAGUGAAACAGUACAACUUCAACCGUCCCGGUUUCUCCUCUGGCACCGGCCAUUUCACAGCAAUGGUGUGGAAGAGCACUAAACAGCUGGGUGUCGGUAAGGCCAUUGCAUCAGAUGGUUCUUCCUUUGUGGUGGCCAGAUACUCCCCAGCAGGGAACAUCACCAACCAGGGACACUUUGAGAAUAAUGUCCUCCCAGCCAAAAGCAGCUCUUAAAGAGAUAUUGAUCUCUUGGCCUGACUCGGGCCAGAAAAGGCAUUUAUUCAGUUUUCCAGAAGAGAAGUUGCCUGCUUGAACUGCUGUGCAGAACACUGAGGUGAUAAUCACUUCUUGCUGUACUACAAUUUUGGAUGAAUUUUGAUGAUACAAAGCACUCAGGCUUUAAGUCCUAUGUUUAUAUUUUGGAAGGAUCUGUGUGUGUUCAUAAUGAAAGAUUUACCACUGUUUGAUGUUUGCUAACAGUACAUUUCCACUGACCAUGCCGACUGUUUAAUCUUGUUUUAUAGUUUUUUACCUAUGGCAUCAUUUUCCUUUUAAUACGAUCACAGACUGAAACAGACAUACUGUCCUUCACAUCUGCUUUUGUGUACGUGUGGGAGUUAAUUCAGUCAAAGGAACAGGCAAUACUCAUUAACAGUCAUUGCUUGUAAUUUGGUGAUUCAUCUGGAUCAGUGUGCAGGCUUUUUUUUUAACAAAGCACCCAGUAAAUGUCAAAUGUAGGUAGAUCACUCACACUAGCAAGUAGAUAUUUGUACUGAAAAUGUCAUGCAACAGAACACUGCACUUUAGUGUCAGUGACACAUAUACAUAGUAUUAUUUUCCCUUAUUUUUUGUAGUUGUAUUUAAGUUUUAAAUGAUUAACCAGUGAUCAGUCACUGUGUUCUUGCCUCUACUUGUCAAAACAGACCCAGCAAUUCCAUAUCUAUGCCUUGUAUUUUAACCACUUUUGUACAAUAAAAAAAAAAAAAAAAAUCAUUUGGCAUCUCUCUGGGAUUGUUUUUUUUCUUUUAUGGGACAUUGUUAUAUGUAAGAUGUGAGGGUGAAUUUUCAUUUUAGGUCACAUACACUUAAGAUUGCCUUCCGAAACAUUAAAACAAUUACUUGUAAUGUUUGUUUAAGAUACAACCUGUGGCCAAUUUAAUAAAGGUCAUCGAUAUACAA
Oreochromis aureus is the source of this 1788-nucleotide messenger RNA. RefSeq names its product GLI pathogenesis-related 2, like (gene glipr2l). Gene Ontology annotation, cellular component: extracellular region. The record is from RefSeq and is a predicted model, not a curated record. The transcript has 5 exons. The coding region runs from base 373 to 843 and encodes 156 amino acids. NCBI's taxonomy places the organism in Eukaryota, Metazoa, Chordata, Actinopteri, Cichliformes, Cichlidae.